GCCCACCCAGCACAUCUGGAGGAGCGGGGCGCCACAAACCACGACGCGACGCUCUCCGCGGGUUGAAGCGGACCGGGCCAGAAGCAGGAGCCCAGCCUCUCUGUUCAGAACGACCAGCACCGCUCCGUCUCCGCUGUGCGACAGCACCGACUCGCUGCAGGAUGCCGCUGGGCGGAGGGAACAAAUGCGGACGCUGUCAGAAGACGGUUUACUUUGCAGAGGAGGUUCUCUGUGAUGGGAAGAGCUUCCACCGCUCCUGCUUCCUGUGCAUGGUGUGCGGUAAGAACUUGGACAGCACCACCGUCGCUGUUCAUGGGGACGAGGUCUACUGCAAAGCCUGCCACGGCAAGAAGUACGGGCCCAAAGGCUACGGCUACGGCCAGGGAGCGGGGACGCUGAGCAUGGACAGGGGGGAGGCUCUGGGCAUCAAACCGGAGGAACCUGCUCCUCACCGUCCCACCAACAACCCCAACCCGUCCAAACUGGCUCAGAGGUUUGGAGGGUCGGACAAGUGCCCUCGCUGCGGCAAGGCCGUGUACGCCGCCGAGAAAGUGAUGGGAGCUGGCAGCGCGUGGCACAAGGUGGGCUGCUUCACCUGCGCCGCCUGUGGGAAGAGCCUGGAGUCGACCACGCUCUCCGACAAGGACGGGGAAAUCUACUGCAAAGGGUGUUACAGCAAAAACUUCGGCCCCAAAGGCUUUGGUUACGGCCUGGGCGCCGGAGCCUUGGCCCACACCCAGUGAGGCCCGCUGGGAUCCCUGUUACUCUCAUAUAGACGCACAGCUCACGUCUGAACGCAACAUGUACUUAAAGCUGCAUUGACGAUUUGCACUAUCUGCUCUGAAUAAACGCUCCUAUUUCCCUGCAAAUAUAAUAAUGUGUAAAACAGUCACGGCAUGUUUAUACUUUACGCUCGUCAGCAUGAAAAUAAAGGAAAGAGAAACUGA
Betta splendens (Siamese fighting fish) is the source of this 947-nucleotide messenger RNA. RefSeq names its product cysteine and glycine-rich protein 1a (gene csrp1a). The transcript is spliced from 6 exons. Bases 162 to 743 code for a protein of 193 amino acids. Gene Ontology annotation, biological process: muscle tissue development; sarcomere organization. Gene Ontology annotation, molecular function: actinin binding; structural constituent of muscle. Lineage: Eukaryota; Metazoa; Chordata; Actinopteri; Anabantiformes; Osphronemidae. Gene Ontology annotation, cellular component: Z disc; nucleus; cytoplasm. The record is from RefSeq and is a predicted model, not a curated record.